Capra hircus (goat) is the source of this 4980-nucleotide messenger RNA. RefSeq names its product glutamate receptor interacting protein 1 (gene GRIP1). Bases 239 to 3466 code for a protein of 1075 amino acids. The transcript has 24 exons. The record is from RefSeq and is a predicted model, not a curated record. Lineage: Eukaryota; Metazoa; Chordata; Mammalia; Artiodactyla; Bovidae. Gene Ontology annotation, biological process: neurotransmitter receptor transport, endosome to postsynaptic membrane. Gene Ontology annotation, molecular function: nuclear glucocorticoid receptor binding.
GUGAUGGUGCAAGGAGGGAGGAGGCUGUGGCGGGCAGGGGUGCUCGGAGUUGUGAAUGACACAGCUUUGCCAGAUGACAUGUAGGGGACCUCUGCAUCAGCCAAGAGGAAUUAAGCUUUGUCACUCCCCGCUGGGACUACCUUUUUCCUGGUAUGUGCGCAAGGAAUUCAUAUGCUGCUGCUGCAGCCACCAGAGCACAGCCCUGAGUACUCUUUUCCACGGCAAGCAGUGAGCAAGAAUGAUAGCUGUCUCUUUUAAAUGCCGUUGUCAAAUUCUGAGGCGACUUACUAAAGAUGAGAGUCCCUACACUAAAUCCGCCAGCCAGACAAAGCCGCCUGAUGGAGCAUUGGCUGUGAGGAGACAGAGCAUCCCAGAGGAAUUCAAGGGCUCCACUGUGGUUGAACUGAUGAAGAAGGAAGGCACUACCCUUGGGCUGACAGUCUCAGGCGGAAUUGACAAGGAUGGCAAACCCAGAGUAUCUAAUCUGCGGCAAGGAGGAAUCGCUGCUAGAAGUGAUCAGUUGGAUGUGGGUGACUACAUCAAAGCAGUGAAUGGCAUCAACCUGGCCAAAUUCCGCCACGAUGAGAUCAUCAGCCUGCUGAAGAAUGUUGGGGAAAGAGUGGUUCUGGAGGUGGAGUAUGAGCUGCCGCCAGUCUCUGUUCAAGGAUCGAGUGUUAUUUUCCGAACGGUGGAAGUCACGUUACACAAAGAAGGAAAUACCUUCGGUUUUGUAAUAAGAGGGGGAGCACAUGACGAUAGAAAUAAAUCUCGUCCAGUUGUAAUAACCUGUGUUCGUCCAGGAGGGCCUGCUGACAGAGAGGGCACAAUCAAACCUGGUGACAGGUUGCUCAGUGUGGAUGGAAUUCGACUUCUUGGAACCACGCAUGCUGAGGCCAUGAGUAUUCUCAAACAGUGUGGGCAAGAAGCAACGCUGCUGAUUGAAUACGAUGUCUCGGUCAUGGAUUCUGUGGCAACAGCAUCUGGACCACUACUAGUUGAAGUUGCCAAAACUCCGGGUGCCAGCCUUGGGGUGGCCCUAACUACCUCAAUGUGCUGUAACAAGCAGGUCAUUGUCAUAGACAAAAUCAAAUCUGCAAGUAUUGCAGACAGGUGUGGUGCUCUGCACGUGGGUGAUCACAUCCUGUCCAUCGACGGCACCAGCAUGGAAUACUGCACGCUUGCAGAAGCAACCCAAUUCCUAGCCAACACCACCGACCAGGUCAAGCUUGAGAUUCUUCCCCAUCAUCAGACCCGCCUGGCCCUGAAGGGACCGGACCAUGCAGCUUUGGUGUCUUCAUCCUUCUCUCCCACCUCCAUGAGCGCAUACAGCCUGAGUUCCCUGAACAUGGGGACUUUGCCUCGAAGCCUCUACUCCACUAGCCCACGUGGGACCAUGAUGAGGAGGAGACUGAAGAAGAAAGACUUCAAAAGCUCACUGUCAUUAGCCUCUAGCACCGUGGGCUUGGCUGGGCAGGUUGUUCACACAGAAACCACAGAGGUUGUGCUGACUGCGGAUCCUGUCACAGGAUUUGGGAUUCAACUGCAGGGCAGUGUGUUUGCUACAGAGACCCUCUCCUCUCCACCUCUGAUUUCCUAUAUUGAAGCUGACAGCCCAGCCGAGAGGUGUGGGGUGCUUCAAAUUGGAGACAGAGUGCUGGCCAUUAAUGGAAUCCCAACUGAAGACAGCACCUUUGAGGAAGCCAAUCAGCUCCUCCGAGACUCUUCAAUCACAAGCAAGGUCACGCUGGAAAUUGAAUUUGAUGUUGCAGAGUCUGUCAUCCCCAGUAGUGGAACAUUUCACGUAAAGCUCCCUAAGAAACACAAUGUGGAACUUGGAAUAACCAUAAGCUCACCAUCCAGUAGAAAACCAGGAGACCCCCUGGUUAUAUCAGAUAUCAAGAAAGGCAGUGUGGCACACAGAACAGGAACCUUGGAACUUGGGGAUAAGUUACUCGCCAUAGAUAACAUCCGACUGGACAACUGUUCCAUGGAAGAUGCAGUUCAGAUCCUCCAGCAGUGCGAAGACCUGGUGAAGCUCAAAAUCCGCAAAGAUGAAGAUAAUUCAGAUGAACAAGAAAGUUCCGGAGCAAUUAUUUACACCGUGGAGCUGAAGCGCUACGGGGGGCCUCUUGGCAUCACAAUUUCAGGAACUGAAGAGCCGUUUGAUCCUAUAAUCAUUUCAAGCCUCACUAAAGGGGGAUUAGCUGAAAGAACUGGUGCGAUCCACAUAGGAGACCGGAUCCUAGCCAUCAACAGCAGCAGCUUAAAGGGGAAGCCUCUGAGUGAAGCCAUCCAUUUGUUACAGAUGGCGGGAGAGACUGUCACCUUGAAAAUUAAGAAGCAGACAGAUGCCCAAUCAGCAUCAAGUCCCAAGAAAUUCCCUGUUGCCAGCCACUUGAGUGACCUGGGAGAUGUGGAGGACCCAUCUCCAGCACAGAAGCCAAGCAAACUCAGCGACACAUACCCCUCCACUGUGCCCAGCGUGGACAGUGCGGUGGAUUCAUGGGAUGGCUCUGGAAUAGAAAGCAGCUAUGGGAAUCAAGGCACUGGCUUUCAGGCCUCAGGCUACAACUUCAACACCUAUGACUGGAGAAGUCCCAAACCAAGAGGCAGUUUGUCCCCAGUCACUAAGCCUCGAAGCCAGACUUACCCAGAUGUGGGACUAAGUAACGAAGAGUGGGACCGGUCCACCGUCAGUGGCUUCACAGGGGCUCCUGACAGUACCGAGGCCGAGCAAGAGGAGAACUUCUGGUCCCAAGCGCUGGAGGAUCUGGAAACCUGUGGACAAUCCGGGAUUCUGAGAGAACUCGAGGAGAAAGCUGACAGGCGUGUGUCUUUGAGAAACAUGAAUCUCUUGGCAACGAUCAUGUCGGGGAGCACGAUGAGUUUGAAUCACGAGGCCCCUUCAUCUCGCAGUCAGCUGGGGCGACAGGCCAGCUUCCAGGAACGGAGCAGCUCCCGGCCACACUAUAGCCAGACCACUCGCAGCAACACUCUGCCCUCAGAUGUGGGCAGGAAAUCUGUCACCCUGAGAAAAAUGAAGCAGGAAAUAAAGGAGAUCAUGUCCCCAACUCCUGUGGAGCUGCACAAGGUGACCCUGUACAAGGGCUCUGACAUGGAGGACUUCGGAUUCAGUGUAGCAGAUGGCUUGCUGGAGAAAGGAGUCUAUGUCAAAAAUAUUCGCCCAGCUGGGCCAGGAGAUCUUGGUGGCCUAAAGCCCUACGAUAGGCUCUUACAGGUUAACCAUGUCCGAACGAGAGACUUUGACUGCUGCCUUGUUGUACCCCUCAUAGCGGAAUCUGGUAAUAAGCUGGACCUGGUGAUUAGUAGAAACCCCCUGGCUUCACAGAAGUCCUUAGAACACACUCUACCAGGAGGAGAAUGGAGCGAGCAGAACAGUGCUUUUUUCCAGCAGCCGAGCCACGGUGGUAAUUUGGAGAUACGAGAACCCACUAAUACACUAUAGCAACGCUUUUUAUAAAGCGGGACAAAAGACGAUAUCUACAUGGUGCUAAAAAAAAAAAUCCCGUUAAGAUUUCUGUGACAGCUGAAGCACAGAUAAUCACGUGGCAUUAACUGCAAGCACAGGGGUCUUUUAAAUCUCUCAUGGCUCAUGUUCCCUUCCCUUUUCAAGUUGAAGAGGCUUCUUUGUUGGUGAUCACUAUGGUAUGUGCCAGGCAAUCCCCUGCCAAACCCAAUGGUAGAGAAAAAGAAAAACAGGCCACCCCUCUCUACAGUUAACAUCAGAGGACAUCUGUUCACAAGUCCAUCUUCCUGUUCCUUUUUAAAAAGAGAAAUGUCUGUUUGAAAAUAUUCUCUAAUUUCCUUAAUUCACUUUGAAAUCAGUUUCUUACUACAGAGUUAUUCAUGUAAGAAUUUAACUGACAAGGCUUUUCAUAAAGCUGGCUCUGCUAGAACUAGUCUGGUGAGCUGCUGGGACUGCUGCUAUGGGAGGGGUACAGGUAUAAAAUUAUCUUACGACGUUUCAGCAACGGUGCACGUAGGAGACCAUAAUAGGUGGUGGUACAUGUUUUGCCCAAGUAUAGGAAUGAUUUUAACUAAGAUGUAUGCUAUUCCCUAUGCAACAAAUCAUCAAACAGGAUAUGUCUUGUGACCUGUUUUGGGGUUUUUUUUUUUUUAAGGACACAUUUUUUAAUAGCUGAAAACUCUCUGGUAAUGAAUUAGGGUGUUUAGUAACACUGAGAAUUAGUUAAAUUAUCUUAUUUUUAAAAUUCAAGACUAAGAAUUUAAGAGAGAAUGAAGAGUCUAUUAAAAUGAGGUUUAUCUUAAGGAUAGGCAAAUGAAACUCAUACUGCUUGACAUGUUUUGAAAACUGGUUAUACUGAGGGGUGUACAGCACAUGUACGUAAAUGACUCUGGACUGUCUUUUGUUCUGAGCCAUGCCACUGACUGAAAUUGUAAAUACAUUUUCACAAAAGGCAUUGCCAAUUAUUACCAUCCCCCAAAGCAAUAAACUGUGACAGUUGCUUUUAAUGUCUGUCAGCAACUGUUUUCAUUUGUUCAGAUAUUUUGAAUAGUUACACUAAUAACUGUUAUUUGGUGAAUAUUAAAAAAAAAUAGAUCUGUAUAUUGAUUGUAGAAUCUCCAUACUGAAAAAUUAUUUUCCAAACAUUUUUUAUUUUGGUCAAUAAUUAAAACAACUGCUUAAGUAAAGCAUCUGAACACUGUGUCCCUUGUUUAAGGAAAAAGUUCACCUUUUGUUUCUGUGCAAAGAAAUAUAUUAUUUCAAUCAUAUUUCAGAACCGCCAGGGCAAGAAAGUAUAAAGCAGAAUCAUGUUAAGAAAAAGAUCAUGAGUCACUUAAAUAUGUAUUUUUAUUUGUAACAAACAAGUAUUAAACUGUAAAGUAUUUUUGUACAAAUUUAAUACUUUAAUAGCAUGGUAUUUAUCGUCUAUGUAUGGUUUUGGGGAAUUCAAAAUUGUUGCAAAUAUUUGUAUGGGAAUAAAAAAAACCCUCUAC